Hemiscyllium ocellatum (epaulette shark) is the source of this 799-nucleotide messenger RNA. Its product is annotated as cystatin-B-like. The coding region runs from base 62 to 370 and encodes 102 amino acids. Gene Ontology annotation, molecular function: cysteine-type endopeptidase inhibitor activity. The record is from RefSeq and is a predicted model, not a curated record. The transcript is spliced from 3 exons. Lineage: Eukaryota; Metazoa; Chordata; Chondrichthyes; Orectolobiformes; Hemiscylliidae. Gene Ontology annotation, cellular component: cytosol.
ACAGAGCAGAAGGCGACACAAGAAAGAGAGACAGAGAGAGAGGGAGAGAGAGACAACAAGAAUGGCAUCACAAGUACCUGGUGGUGUAUCUGAUGUUGCAGCUGUCACUACUGAGAUCCAGGCUAUUGUCCAGUGUUUGAAAUGCUCAGUUGUGGAAAAGUUGAAACGCCCUCUGCAUGUUUAUCAGGCAAUCUCUUAUCGCUCACAAGUGGUUGCUGGAACAAAUUACUUCAUCAAGGUUGUGGUUGGGGAUGCCAAUGAGUACAUCCACAUGCGGGUGUUCGAGCCACUGCCCUCUUCUGAUGAGAAACUAUCACUGUCGGAUAUCCAAACCAACAAGAAGCUGUUUGAUGAACUCGAGGCCUUCUAGGAGAGACCCAGCACAUUGCCUGCAUGUCCCUCCCCUCACGCUCAAACACCAUUUAUAAACAAACUCCCUGCUUUUUGCCUCCCUUUCCCUCCUGAUCACUGGACUCUCCCUCCCCCAAAUACACUGGAGUGGUUCAAGGAGGCACUUGACCUUCUCCAGACCAAUUAGUAACAGGGCAACAAAUGUUAGCUCGGUGUUUAUUCCUAAUGCUCCACGGGAUUAAUGAUUCCAAUACAAAAACCCACUCUACCCAUCACACAAAACAUCACCAGUCAGAAAAGCUUUAAUGCUGUGCUCAUGGGAUCACGUUUUGUGUAAAGCCACCCCAGUCACGGGAGAUCUGAAAGGUUCCUCUGCCACGGCAUGCCCCUGGAAAGCUAAUCAACUGUAAUUGCAUCACAAAAUAUUCAAUAAAAGCAUUCUGAUGCA